Molecule: messenger RNA, 450 nt
Organism: Triticum turgidum subsp. durum (durum wheat)
Lineage: Eukaryota; Viridiplantae; Streptophyta; Magnoliopsida; Poales; Poaceae
Source: the annotation of a GenBank genome assembly
AUGUCGACGCCGUCGAGAAAGCGCCUGAUGCGGGACUUCAAGCGGCUGCAGCAUGACCCACCGGCCGGGAUCAGCGGCGCGCCGCACGACAACAACAUCAUGCUCUGGAACGCCGUCAUCUUCGGGCCGGAUGAUACGCCAUGGGACGGAGGCACGUUCAAGCUUACCUUGCAGUUUACAGAAGAUUACCCCAACAAGCCGCCAACUGUUCGUUUUGUCUCUAGGAUGUUUCACCCAAAUAAUGGGAGCAUCUGCUUGGAUAUUCUACAGAACCAGUGGAGCCCUAUAUAUGACGUUGCUGCCAUAUUGACUUCUAUUCAGUCCUUGCUGUGUGAUCCAAACCCCAACUCUCCAGCAAAUUCGGAAGCUGCCAGAAUGUUCAGCGAGAACAAGCGAGAGUACAACCGCAAAGUCCGCGAGAUCGUGGAGCAGAGCUGGACUGCUGACUAA